AUGGAUAGCCGGGCCCUUUUGCGCACUCGUCUUGUAUACGGCAACAUGGGGUGGAUACGCUCGGAUAACGCAAAAGAAAAAAUAGAAUUCCAAAAUUUGCCAGGACACUACCUUGAACUCCAAAAUGUAAACAAUGCCCCCAUUUUGGACUCUGCUUGUAAAAAACGAAAAUGUAGCAGAAUCGCGAAUUCUCUAGGAAAACUACCAUCAAAUCAUCCUGCACGUCAUCUUCCACCAGUAGAUCUUUUGUUUCUGGUGGACAGCUCUAGCAGCAUUGGAAUCUCCAACUUUGAAACGGCAAUUGAAAGAAUCCAAAGCGCGCUGAUUCAGAUCAAAACUAACAUUGCAAAUGUUUUGGAAGAUGUGGACAUCGGUCCGGGAAGGUCUCGUAUUGCUCUCAUACAGUACGCUCUGCAACCAAGCGUUGUGUUUGGAUUCGAUAAGUACUACUCUCUGAAAAGCGUACAAAGUAAUGCGAAUGGAGGACUGGAACGGAUGUCGUACACUGGUGGAGCCACAAUGCUAUCAAAAGCUCUUUCAUUUGCUGCAGGAGUU
Messenger RNA from Cylicostephanus goldi, 555 nucleotides. NCBI's taxonomy places the organism in Eukaryota, Metazoa, Nematoda, Chromadorea, Rhabditida, Strongylidae. The record is from the annotation of a GenBank genome assembly.